CACAGGCUGUGUGUCAAUUAAAUUGACAGUUUCAAUUAUUAAUCAUUAUAAUAAUUAUACCUUGUAGUCGUUCGUUACAGUAAAACAGUUGAUUAGGAAAAGCAAUAAUAUAUGUAACUGAAAGUACAUGAAAUUGAAGCAAUUUAUAUUAUUAAAACAUAAACAUUUUCUGCUAACUGUGGCGGCGGAUAACCUACCUACUUGAAUUAGUUGUAUUGACGUGUAAAAAUGUCGGUAACAUUGAAAACUAAGGACAACAAGCCUGAACCCAUAGCGUACAGUGAAGCAGCAUUGAGAAAUAAUGCAAUUGUAGUAGAAUAUUGUCGGACAUCCAUGUCCGCACUUUCGGGUUCCACGGCAGGUGUCCUCGGCCUCACUGGACUAAAUGGAUUUGCAUUUUACAUGUUCUCCGUAAUAGUGCUAUGGGUGAUGUUCAUGAUAAAGGCUGGUCCGCACUGGCAAAAAUACUAUGUGUCACGGCAGAGUUUGUUCACGAACGGUUUCUUUGGAGGCCUGUUUACGUACGUCCUGUUUUGGACAUUCAUCUAUGGAAUGGUACAUGUGUAUUAAGUUAUCAAAGGAGGUGAUUAUGGUGUUAUUAGGGAUGUAUCAGGCAAUGUUUGUAAGGUUGUUUUGUAGAUAUGCCGCAACAAGCAAAUGCAAAAUAUAAAUUAUGUUUGUUGUAGUCAAGUUCUAUUUGUUUUAUUAUAAUUUAUCUAUGUAAUAAAAUAGACUGUAACAGACGGAAUGUAUUUAAUUUUUUAUUCAUAAGUCACAAAAUUAUUCAAGGUGGCCAUUGUGUGACAUGUGAGCAUUUAUUCAUAUUGAAGCCAAUAGAAAAAUAUGUCAACGUCUAAUAGUUAUACAAGUAUAGGCAACUGGAAUAUAGGGAUUCUUGAAUGUUAUAGUAAUAUAAUUUUUGUAAAUUAAUUAAAUAUUACUGUUGUGUUGAAAAACAGUAGAUUUAUUUAUAUUAAUUCCACUUACAUAGUAAAUGUAAUAAUUUGUAUAUACUAAAGGGUCAACAUUAGCUAAAGGUAUGUUUAAUUAUGUCUUUAAGUAUAUAAAGUACACUGCAUGAAAAUAAAUAAAAAAAUUAUCAAAUGCUUCAGUAUAUUUAUAAUUUGAUUUUAUAUUGACAACAUACUACUACAAAUGUGACAAUAGAAAAAUAUCACAAAGAUACCUUUAAAUAUUGUUUUUAGUAAUUAAAAUUAUAUUAAUGCCAGGAGAAAAAUGUUUUUAUUUCUGUUAAUUUUGAAAGAAGAAAGAAAUAAGAAUCAAUUCAAUCUUAUCUUUUAGACUAGACAUUAGUCUGGUUUAUGAUAUAAAUGUGUGCGUACGUCAUUCUUAUACUUGUAGUCCCUUUAAUAAUAAUAAUCAAUGCCUUUCACAGUCCAUAAUAAAAUUUACUUCAACAAUGUUACAAUAGGUUGCCUUUAUUUGAGUAUAAAAUAAAUUUUCUACAUUUAGGUAAUGAGGAAAUGAAGAAUUAGAUAGUAUGGACUUAAAUCAGAUGGAUGGAAUAAAAAAUAGGAUUUUUAAAUAGGUAAUAGUAAUUUCUUCCUAAUUAUGUAAGUGGGCCAUUUAAAUUGAAAUCUACAAAUGUUUACUGAGUUAUUGUAAC
Molecule: messenger RNA, 1627 nt
Organism: Zerene cesonia (dogface butterfly)
Lineage: Eukaryota; Metazoa; Arthropoda; Insecta; Lepidoptera; Pieridae
Gene: EMC6
Product: ER membrane protein complex subunit 6
Exons: 2
Coding region: 229-570 (113 amino acids)
Biological process (GO): protein folding in endoplasmic reticulum; autophagosome assembly
Cellular component (GO): membrane; EMC complex; endoplasmic reticulum
Source: RefSeq, a predicted model, not a curated record